AUGAGUGAAUUGAGAAUGUCACCCUUCGCCUCCACAUGUAUUCCUUGCGCACCCAUUUGUGAUCAAAGGUUUACUCCAAUGUUGUCUUCGCGAUUAUUGGAGGUGGACUCCAUCUUGUUCAGGGAUGCUGUGCGGGCAAAUUCUCACAUGUCCAUAUGCCGGUGCCAGUUAUUUACUGGAUCUGUAAAACGACAGGAACUGCAUUCCACCUCUAUGCUAGCCAUCAAUCACCUAUCCUUCUCUGUCUCUGUACUCUCAUCUGCCUCCGCCUCUCUUAUUGCUCUAAUUCGUAUCUACAAUUGUGACUAG
Echinococcus granulosus is the source of this 309-nucleotide messenger RNA. RefSeq lists its product as hypothetical. The record is from RefSeq and is a predicted model, not a curated record. The coding region runs from base 1 to 309 and encodes 102 amino acids. NCBI's taxonomy places the organism in Eukaryota, Metazoa, Platyhelminthes, Cestoda, Cyclophyllidea, Taeniidae. The transcript is spliced from 3 exons.